Messenger RNA from Cryphonectria parasitica EP155, 957 nucleotides. RefSeq lists its product as uncharacterized. NCBI's taxonomy places the organism in Eukaryota, Fungi, Ascomycota, Sordariomycetes, Diaporthales, Cryphonectriaceae. The record is from RefSeq and is a predicted model, not a curated record. The transcript is spliced from 2 exons. Gene Ontology annotation, biological process: ribosome biogenesis. Bases 1 to 957 code for a protein of 318 amino acids.
AUGCCGGGCGGCCAGAUCAACCAGCCCUCAAACCAGAUCAAGCUGACCAACGUCAGCCUGGUACGCCUCAAGAAGGGCAAGCAGCGCUUCGAGAUCGCCUGCUACAAGAACAAGGUGCUCGAGUGGCGCCAAGGGGUGGAGACGGACCUCGACAACGUGCUGCAGAUCACCAAUGUCUUCCUGGACGUCGCCCGCGGGGCAACUGCGCCCAACGCGCAGCUCGAGAAGGCCUUUGGCAAGGGCGCCCGGCGCGACGACAUCAUCCUCGAGAUCCUGAACAAGGGCGACAUCCAGGUCGGCGACAGGGAGCGCACCGCCGAGCUCGAGCGCGUCCACGCCGAGGUUGUCAGCAUCGUCGCGAGCAAAUUAGUCGACCCGCGCACCAAGAGGGUCUACACCUCGGGCAUGAUCGAGAAGGCCAUGGACAUGCUGUCACAGAAGGCCCACCAGGACAAGAAUGACAAGGAGGGCGGCGGCAAGGGGCCUGCCAGCAAUGCGGCAAGCGGCGCGGGAACACCAAUAGCGGGCGAGGACGGUGAAGCGAAGCCGCGGCCGGCCAAGGAGAAGGAACAUGUGUGGACGGGUGUGGUGACGACCAAGAGCGCAAAGAGCCAGGCGCUGGUGGCCAUCAAGGCGCUGAUUGCAAACCAGCCGAUCCCGGUUGCGAGAGCACGCAUGAGGCUGCGGAUAACAUGCGCCACGAAUGUGUUGAAGCAGGCUGAAGAGGCAGAUAUGGAGGAGGACGGGGAGAAGAAGGCCACUGGCACGGUCAAGGACAAGAUUUUGGGUUUUAUAGAGCAGGUCGAGACGCAGGACGUGUUAGGAAGCGAGUGGGAGGUUGUAGGUUUUGUCGAACCGGGAGCAUACAAAGGCUUGUCAGAUUUCAUAGCAGAUGAAACAAGAGGUCAAGGAAGGGUUGAGGUGCUGGAUGCAGCUGUCACUACUGAGGACGAUUAG